CUUCUUCUUCUCACUCGUUUCUUAUUCAUCUAAACCUUAAACCCUAACCCUCUAUCAUGGCUUCCGGGAGGGUAAGCACCGAGACGGUGGCGAAAGCCGUCGACGCUCUCCUGAAAUGGCGUCGCUCCCAAUCGGAGACUCAAAAACCCAAGCUCUUCGACGAGGACGAGGAAUUCGUGUACCUAAUCCUGACGAUGAAGAGGAUUCCGUCGAACUCUCGCGUGAACCCUCACAAGGUCCCUCUCCCGCACUCGCUAAUCUCUCCGUUCUCGGAGCAGUGCCUGAUCCUCGACGACAGGCCCAACAAGGCCCGCGUGACGAAGGCCCAGGUCCAGGCCAAGAUCCAGGCCGACUCCAUUCCCGUCGCCAAGGUCCUCAAGCUCUCGAAGCUCGCCUCCGAUUACCGCCCCUUCGAGGCCAAGCGCAAGCUCUGCGACUCCUACGACCUCUUCUUCGCCGAGAAGAGCAUCGUUCCGUUGCUUCCGCGGCUUCUCGGGAAGCACUUCUUCAAGAAGAGGAAGAUUCCCGUGCCGGUGGAUUUGAGCAAGAAAAACUGGAAGGAGCAGGUGGAGAAGGCGUGCUCCUCCGCCAUGCUGUUCAUGCGGACCGGCACGUGUAGUGUGGUUAGGGUUGCGAAGGUGAGGAUGGAGAGGGAUGAGAUUGUGGAGAAUGUUGUGGCGGCGGUUGAGGGAGUUGUGGAGGUUGUGCCGAAGAAGUGGGCGAAUGUUAGGUCGCUGCAUUUGAAGCUGCUGGAGAGUGUGGCGUUGCCUGUGUACCAGGUUGUGCCCGAUGUGAAGUUGAAGAUUGAGGGGGUUAGCGUUGAGGAUGAGGCAGAGGUUGGGGCCAAGGAGAAGAAGAGGAAGAAGGGGAAGGAUGGUGAUGUUCGUGAGAAGAAGAAGGGGAGGAUUCAUGAAGUUAGGUAUAUGGAUGAUAGUGUUGGUGAGGAGAAGAUUGAGAAUGGUGAUGGUAGUGAUGAUGAAGUGGUGGAUAAGAAGAGGAAGAAAGGGGUUGCGAGUGAUGCGAGUGGCGGUAAGCGGUUGAAGAAGAAAGUGUCUAGUGCCACUAAGGAGAAGAAGAAGAAGGGAUUGUCUGGUGAGAAGGGGGUUAAGGAAGAUUUGGUUGUUAAGGAUGAGGAGGCUGGUGAUGAUAGUGAUGAUGAAAUGGUGGAUAAGAAGACGGAGAAAGGGGUUGCGAGUGAUUCCAGUGGUGUUAAGCGGUUGAAGAAGAAAGAUUCUAGUGCUACUAAGGAGAAAAAGAAGAAGGGAUUGUCUGGUGGGAAGGGGGUUAAGGAGGGUUUGGCUGUUAAGGAUGAGAAUUCAGGGGUGAAGAAGAAGAGAGGGGAUGUGGAGGUGAAGGCUAAGAAAAGUGUGAAGGUUAAGAGAAGUAAGAAGGCUGCUUAAGUUGAAUGUUGUUGUUCAUUAUUGUUUAAUGUUAGAAUUUGCUGCUGGAUGAGGCUCUGUGCAAUACUGUGUGGUUUUCUGCAUCGAGUCCUCGGGCGGAUUUUUGUUUAUGUCGGUUCGAUUUUGUCAUUUACUAAUUUAAAUUUUGCUAUACUUGAGGUUUAGAAUGGUUCUUAAAUGGGUGAAAUCAAAAUGUUGCAUCCCCAUGAAUUUAUUAUACUUUAAUUAUCUAGGUAUUGCAUGUUGGAGAUCAGCUUAGAAAUUGAUAGGAGAAUUCUGAGAACAAAUUAAUACUUUCAGUGGGUUGAGGAUGGUUUCCUAUUCUCGCGCACUGCAUAAUUUUUUCUGUUUUUUCUGAUGUAUUCUAGCAAUAUAUCUAAAAUUUCAUAUCUUUGUUUUCUUUCAA
Molecule: messenger RNA, 1806 nt
Organism: Cajanus cajan (pigeon pea)
Lineage: Eukaryota; Viridiplantae; Streptophyta; Magnoliopsida; Fabales; Fabaceae
Molecular function (GO): RNA binding
Source: RefSeq, a predicted model, not a curated record